Messenger RNA from Pungitius pungitius (ninespine stickleback), 2836 nucleotides. RefSeq names its product Kell metallo-endopeptidase (Kell blood group) (gene kel). The coding region runs from base 356 to 2707 and encodes 783 amino acids. Gene Ontology annotation, biological process: protein processing. Gene Ontology annotation, molecular function: metalloendopeptidase activity. The transcript has 18 exons. NCBI's taxonomy places the organism in Eukaryota, Metazoa, Chordata, Actinopteri, Perciformes, Gasterosteidae. Gene Ontology annotation, cellular component: plasma membrane. The record is from RefSeq and is a predicted model, not a curated record.
GCAAAAGCAACUAGCCAGCAAACAGCGUCUGUUCUCGAGCCUCUAAACCUGCAGACAGGUUGGAUGUUGUCAAAUAAAAGCUAGUGCCUUCAGUGAUGGGCUUGUCCCGUGUUCACGGGCCAUGAAGCAGCCACGUGCAUGUCCCAGAGCAGAACCGUAGCCUCUGCUUGAUUAUCUGUGUUCUGGAGAGAAGAGUAAGACGCAGCCUGCAGAGUUGUUUUUAUCAGCGUUCAGAUGAGGAGAGAAGUGAGUUCUGAAGACAGAUGGGGAGCUGAGAUGACCGCUACUACUGACGGAGGAGGAGGCGGCACAUGUGACACGUCAAAUGUAAAAGACAACAAUCCGUGUACUAAGAAUGACUGAAACUCCAAUAGAACUUGAGCUAUCUGUCAAGCCGUCACAGUCAGAAUCUGGGAGGGGGCUCCAGCCUCCACCUCUGUUUCAGCUGCCACUCACCGACCAGGAUCCCUCCGACAACGACCAACAAACGCAGCUCCAGCUUGAGCGCCAGCUGUCCGAGUCGAACCCCGAGGCCCAGCAGCAGGCAAAGCCGAGGUGGAUAAAUCCUCGAAGGCUGCUUCUCCUCCUUUUGGGCUUCUCCUUAUGUAGUGCCAUUCUGGGACUUUUUUAUUAUAUGCAUUAUAGACAUCUAAAUAGCAAUAUCCAGACAGUGACUCCAUGUCUCUCCCCAGCCUGCCGCUGGGCCUCAGCCCGUCUGUCCAUAUCUGUCGAUCCCUUCACGCAGCCCUGCGAUUACUUCUUGUUCUCAUGUGGAUCUGAUAUACUUUCCCCGAACAAGGGCGGGAGGCAAAGAGGGCAGGACAUCCCUGGGCAUCCACAGAACCUGAAGGAAAAUGCUGGGAGGAAAGGACAGAGAAAGGAGAAAAUACCGGACAGAAGAACAGUGCUGCUGCAAUAUCUCAGGGAGAUUUUAGGUAGUGAAUCAAAUGACAGACCGGUUAGUUCAGCGGUCCAAAAGGCCAAAGGCUUUUACCAUUCCUGUUUGGACACCGAAUCCAUUGAAACAGCUGGAGCAGACCCCUUCCUCGCACUCAUCCAGAAGCUCGGUGGCUGGGCCGUGUCGGGCCAGUGGAAUCGGACCGACUUUAACUCCACCUUGAGCCUGCUCAUGAGAGACUACGCCACCUUCCCGUUCUUCAACCUCUAUGUGGGAAGAGACCCGAAUGAAAUGCCCCGCGGGACAACUAAAAGAUACAUACAGAUCGAUCAGCCAGAUCUGUUGAUCCCGGUCCAAUGGAACAGCAAGACACUGAAGUCUCAAGCUGAAACGCAGACGCUACGUCCCUUCUUGGAAUCGUGUCAGAGGUACCUGGCGUUGUUGGGGGCCCCGCCCAGCCGCAGCAUGAUCCACGUGGGCACGUUCAUCUCUCUGUCCUCCGAGCUCGCCGUGGCGGCGGCACCUUUGCACGUUCGCCUUUCGAGAGGACAGCUUCAUCGGCGCAUGACCAUCGCAGAACUGCAGAAACAGGCCCCGGCCAUCGAUUGGCUGGGCUGUCUGCGGGCCGCUUUCCAUCCACUGCCGCUCUUCAAAGACGAUCACGUCCUUCUGCAUAAUUUACCUUACAUUACGCAAAUGUCCCGCACCAUUGGCAAAUGGCUGACCAAGCACGAGCUGAGCACCAGCAGCCCCGUUCAUACGUACAUGGUCCUCAACCUGCUGCACACCCUGAUACCUGCCCUGGACUCCAGGUUUUUGGAAACGGCGAACAAUUUGUCUGUGGCUCUGGGUGAGGCCGAAGGGGUAGCCGAUCGCUGGAAACGCUGCGUGUUCGAAACCGAGCGAGGAUUUGACCACGUUCUUACACACCUUCUCAGUGAGAGGACAGCGCUCAGAGAGGCAGAGGAGAUUGUUCAAAAUAUAUUUUCAUCCUUCAAGUCCACAUUACAUGAACUCAAAUGGACAGAUCAGAAGUCUCUCCAGUUUGUCAUGAAGAAGGUUGAGUCUUUAAUUCCAAGACUUUGGACUACAAAGGAGAUUUCUAGUGAGGCUGAGCUCGACCUUCUUUUUUCCAAGGUAACAGUUGGCAAAAAAAGCUUCUUCUCCAACUAUGUCCAGUUACUUUCCUUUUGGCGAAAGCGACGCAGUCAGCUGUUGACCGGGCCGGCUGAGGCGGCUGACGGAAGUCUUUCUGUCACACCGUUUUUCCUCGGCGAUGAGCUCCUCUUUCCCAUGGGAAUGUUCAUCCCUCCUCUCUUCCAUCCUACCUAUCCUAGGGCCAUGAAUUAUGGUUUGAUGGGUUUCCUUAUUGCCAAAGACAUCCUCCACUUGAUUUUGCCUGAUGUUUACUCUCGGAGUGAGAUGGUGCACACUGUCGGGGAAUGUGUGUGGGCUCACUACCUCGCUGUGACAAAAGAAGCGGGCGGCGGCGGUGGAGAGUUUUCUCUGUCAGCGGCGCAGCAGCAGGAGGUGUGGGUGCAGUAUUCUGCAUUGCAGAUAGCAUUGCAGGCUUAUCAUCGGAGUCUAAAGAACCAUCCAAGGGACACGUCCAUCUCAGGACUAUCACACACACGUCUCUUUCUCACAUCUUUUUCACAGGUUCACUGUGACUCAGACGAAUACAGCCAAUUCAUGCCCUUAGAGCCUUCCUUCUUGAUUACAGUCAUUUGCGUCAAUUCUGAUCUGUGUCCUACGAGCCUGCAGUGUCCCAAUAAAACUCAGCAGCAGCAUUCAUUAGGAACAUGCUGAGUAUAGUUCUUGAUUAUUAUUAUUAUUAUGGAUUUUGUUCUUAAGAAAUAAAGCACACUGAUGUUUACAAACUGUUGUAAAGACAGUUUCUUAUUAUUAUUACACAUGUUCAUGGUGUGAGUAUGUACU